Messenger RNA from Geodia barretti, 453 nucleotides. The record is from the annotation of a GenBank genome assembly. NCBI's taxonomy places the organism in Eukaryota, Metazoa, Porifera, Demospongiae, Tetractinellida, Geodiidae.
AUGACUAUCCGAGAGAGAUUGGAAGCAGACAUAAUAGCGGCCAUGCGCAGCCGAAACCAGCAACGACUGGACGCCCUUCGUUAUCUUAAAAGCGCGAUCAACCGGGUAGAGAUCGACCGCAGGGUUACGCUCGAUGACGCCGGCGUUACCGAAGUCGUGGUACGACAAGUCAAAGACCGCCGUGACAGCAUCCGAAUGUUUGAAGAAGGCAACCGUACUGACCUGGUUGCCAAGGAAUCCGCCGACCUUGCGAUCCUGGAAGAAUAUAUGCCCAUGCAAAUGGGUGAGGAAGAGAUUACUGCGCUGGUAAAGGACGUGAUUCAGCAGGUGGGCGCAGAAACCAUUCGCGACAAGGGCAAGGUUAUGGGCCGCCUGAUGCCGCAGGUGCAAGGCAAGGCCGACGGCCAGCAGGUUAACACUAUCGUCACCAACAUCCUUGAAUCGAACGGUUAA